Molecule: messenger RNA, 1182 nt
Organism: Eutrema salsugineum
Lineage: Eukaryota; Viridiplantae; Streptophyta; Magnoliopsida; Brassicales; Brassicaceae
Product: tryptophan aminotransferase-related protein 1
Exons: 5
Coding region: 19-1182 (387 amino acids)
Biological process (GO): amino acid metabolic process
Molecular function (GO): carbon-sulfur lyase activity; transaminase activity
Source: RefSeq, a predicted model, not a curated record
AGCAAGGUCACGAAGAAAAUGGCUGGGUUUGAAAACUCGAAGAAGUCGGACAGUGAUUCGAAAAAGAUCGAGUGCUUAUCAGAUGCAGUCAUCAAUCUCGAUCAAGGAGAUCCGACGGUAUUCCAAGAGUAUUGGAUGAAGAUGAAGGACACGUGUACGGUGGUGAUACAAGGAUGGGAACUGAUGAGCUACUUUAGCGAUACGACGAACGUGUGUUGGUUCCUAGAGCCAGAGCUUGCGAAGGCGAUCAAGGCGUUGCACAAUGCGAUCGGUAACGCAGCGACUGAGGAACGUUACAUCGUGGUGGGGACUGGCUCGUCGCAGCUUUGUCAGGCCGCCUUGUUUGCACUUUCGUCACUCUCCGAGGUCAAACCUGUGAGCGUAGUCGCUGCGGCUCCUUAUUACUCCACAUACGUUGAAGAGGCAUCGUAUGUCCAAUCGAAGCUGUACAAAUGGGAAGGAGACGCAAGGACAUUCGACAAGAACGGACCGUAUAUCGAGAUGGUGACGUCACCGAACAACCCUGAUGGGACCAUCAGAGAGCCGGUGGUGAACGGUUCGGAGGGCGGGAAAGUGAUACACGACUUCGCGUAUUACUGGCCACAUUACACUCCCAUCACUCGCUGUCAAGACCAGGAUCUUAUGCUCUUCACUUUCUCCAAGAUCACUGGUCACGCUGGCUCUCGCAUCGGGUGGGCAUUAGUGAAGGACAUAGAGGUGGCUAAAAAGAUGGUGCAGUACCUAACAAUCAACUCCAUUGGUGUGUCGAAGGAAUCACAGACACGAGCCACCACGAUCCUCAACGAAAUCACCAAAACCUGUCGGACCAAAUCGGAGAGCUUCUUCGAAUACGGUUCCGAGAAGAUGAAGUUACGGUGGGAGAGGCUACGCGAAGUCGUCGAGUCUGGUGACAUAUUCACUCUACCUAAUUACCCUCAAGCGUUUUGCAACUUCUUUGGCAAAACCAUCUCCCCUUCUCCUGGGUUUGCAUGGUUGGGGUGUAAAGAAGAGAGAGAUCUCGGAUGUUUCUUGAAGGAGAAGAAGGUUUUGACGAGAGGAGGAGACCGAUGUGGAAGUGAUAAGAAGCACGUACGAGUCAGCAUGCUUGGUCGUGACGAUGACUUUGACGUCUUUCUCCACAGACUUGCCACCAUCGAGGAUCUCAAAUGCAUUGACCCUUAA